This is a messenger RNA of Glossina fuscipes, 1515 nucleotides long. RefSeq lists its product as uncharacterized. The record is from RefSeq and is a predicted model, not a curated record. The transcript is spliced from 5 exons. Lineage: Eukaryota; Metazoa; Arthropoda; Insecta; Diptera; Glossinidae. Bases 330 to 470 code for a protein of 46 amino acids.
UCAGUUCGGUAUAUGUUUUGUACUUCGAUGCAGGUGUGACGUAUUAUUUUUUUUUCUAUAAACAUGUUUGUUUGUAUGAAUGUGUUGCGCUAAAUUAUUGCAGUUUACAAAGGACAUUAAAAAUAUAAUAUAAAUUAGGCGUUAUUAUCCAUAAAUAUCAUAAAAAAUCAUAUAAAAAUUGCGCAUAAUAGGAAUAAAAGAGCAUGUAAAGAUGCAACAUGUGUGAUUGAGAAGUGAACGUUAAAAAGAAUGACGGAUAAGCAAAAAUACGUACAUUUAAAGAAAAUGCCUUAAAUGAAAAUCAGCUGUUUGUGUAAAGUCACUUUUGAAUGAAUUUAUACUUUGUAAUGACGGACACUAUAACGGAAAGUUGGAUGUAUUACAUCUUCGUGUUGCUGACGUUAAUUCCGGUUUAUUUGCUGUUUAAGCUUUUACGGUUUUUUGGUUGGAAACUAUUUAUUAACAACUAAUACGCAAGCUUCGGACAAGUACUAGUAAGUCGCACGCAACGUGUGUGUGCCUGUGCUGUGUAGAAAGAGAAUUUUGUUUGCUGAUAAAAAUGAUAGCCAGCCACCACAUUUAAAGACCAGAGGGUUUUGUGUAAAGCAACCAACGGAUUUCCUGUACUUCUCUAAUGAAAGCAAGUAUCUUUGUCCGCCGUUCGUCGAUAAAUAAAUGGAAAAAUUAACGCAAUAAUAACAAUGCCAUGCCAUGAAAUACUUUUAAAAAUAUAUAUAAUAGAAAUAAUUGUUCAGAGAAUUUUAAAAUUUACGAACUUCAUAAAAGAGUCUAUAUAAGCAUUGUGUGUGAAUAGUAUAAAAUAUAGAGACACAUUUUGAAUAAGUACUGUGCUGCUGUAACGUUCAUCCUUAAAACUACAUAUAUUCAAUUCAUUGCAAUCGCAAAGUGUUAAGCUCUCAAUAACUUCUCUUUAAAAUUGAAUCAUUUUAAUGAAUACUUUACAUUAACCAAAGAUCUCUAAAAAAAUGAAUAAAUAAAUAAAUAAAUAAAAUAAAUAAAUAAAUAAAUAAAAUCAAAAGAUUAAUAUAAGGAUCUUCUUUUAACAUUUAUGCAUUUUAAUAUUAUAGACAACUCAUAAUAGUUUCAUGUUGAAAGCAUUUGCUCCGUUAUCCUUGCUAUUAUUAUUAUUCUUCGUUUCAUUCAUUUAGUUUUUUAUUGCCAAAAAAAAAAAAUAAAAAAUAAAAAAUAAAAAAUAAAAAACUUAAAAAUUUAUAUAAAUAACGAAGCGUGCAAAAUCAUUCUUCCGCGCAAAUUCGGAUAAAUAUUAGACAGUAUUGUCAUCGCAUUUAUAUUCAGUGCAGCUAAUGAGUGCAACAGUGUGUAUGUGUGUGCAGAGUAAUAGAGAUCGAGCAUCGAUUGCUUUAUAUGUGUGCAUAUAUAGAAACAAUAGAUAGUGCUUUGACGCGCUUAAGUUUAUGAAAACUUGAAUAUUAAAAAAAAAAAAAUAAUAAUAAUAAUAAGAAAAACAAUUAAAAAAUCAAUAAAUAGAUAAAU